AUGGAGGCGCGCUGGCCAGCGAAACGCCUCGAAGAGGCGGAGGCUCAGCUGCGAGAGAUCACGGUGAGCAUUCCGUUUCUAACUGGCUUCGUGCUGCGGCUCCGCAUGACCACCCGAACUUGCCAGGCGAUGGGCUUGCGGCAUUGUGUUCGGCGUUCAAUGGCAUGGCCUGUGGUGAAAUCCUCGGAAGCAGUAGCGGUACCAGUCAGUGCCGUCAUCGCCCCGCCUGAUUCCCUGAAGCCUCGGCAAAUCCAGGAGGCUCGCCGUUGGCUGAAGCACAUCGCCACAGAAACGAACUCGAAGGAGGCUGCGGCCCACUUAGCCAAACCCGGCCUGGAAGGCAUCGCAGCCGCAUGGCAGGCACUGUUACAGGAGGAAGACACCUGCCAAGCGGCGGGUGAUGACUUCCUCGACGAUGCUAGCACUGCUGCUGGCAGUGACCUCUCCGAGCUGCUCUCUGUGGGCUCUGUGGAAUCUGCUGGACCCGGUCCAGGAGCCUACGAACCGAAGUUCGAGGCACUCCGCCCAUCCUUGGCAAAAGGGGCACCAAGCUUUGAUCGCUACCAGGCCCGCGCGAGGCCGCAAGAGCCCCCUGAGGAGGUUCCCGAGAUCUCUUUUGCGGAUUGCCCCCUCUGCCCUACGACUUUGGAAGUAUCGGGGUUUCACCUUCCGAGCUUCUUCUGGGGCAUUUUGGCAGGGCUAGCUCUGGGGCAGGGAACUCAGCUCUACCGCGUCCUUUCAUGCCUGCUUUUGAACCGAGUGGUGUCAGCUCUUGAGCGGCUCGAUCCCGACUUUGACUUCGAACGGGUCAGCUCCGCCCUAAUCCCGAACCCCGCCGUGGACUUUCUUCCCAAACCUCUGUACCCCUUGCAGCGGCCGCCGCCGCCAGUUCGGACCGACAGGCCAGAGCGGCAGGAGCAGGAAUCCUUUGAAGUGCGGGGCUAUUGCGAGGAGGAGGGUCAGCUGAGAGAUAGAACGAUGUCCGAGGCCAGUGAGGAUUCAGAGGCCAGCAGGCCCGACCGCCCCUUGGAGUUGGGCUACGUCUACACUGGUGGCACUACGAAUUUCAACUUCAGUGUUGGCGCCCUCGCGGUUGGCGAGGAGUCAAAGACUGUUGCCAUUGCUUUGAUCACUGACUAUGAGGACCGGGUUGUUGUUGCACUGCCUAGCAAAGCCUGGGACAAGAGGGUGAAGCAUCGUAAAGUUUCGAGCCCUUUUGCUCGCCCUUCCCUGGUCCAAGUUCUUGCUGCUGCUCCCGAUGAUCGUGAGCAGCCUGCCGAUGCUUCAGUUAAAGUUUGGAUCGGUCUCCUCGCUCGACAGGUUGCUGCUGCGGUGGUCUUUGGAGGACCCCCGGAGGAGUGCGACGUCCCUUUCCUGAGCCUGGAGUCCUCCCCUUGCCUUCCUUUUGCAGCUGCUCUGGUGCAAGUUGCAGAUGCAAAGUUUGGUUUUGCCACAGCUCGUUCGGGAGCCGAUGCCUCCCAUGAAGCCCGCCUCAAAGCUAUUGAGGCUUCGCUUGAGAAACUUUCCCGUACCGUCUCGGCUGCAGUUGGUGGCGGUGCUCCUGCUACUAAGGUCCCCGCUCCUCCUAAGCUAGGUGCCAGAGCAAAGACGAAGGCAGGCCGUCCUCCUGAGUCUGUGCCCGGAACCCCGCUGCCGAGGGGCGCCGCCCGUGAAGUCCCUGGCCUUGAUCCCGCUGUCGUCCGAGCCGCCUUGGAUGCUGGCAUCAAGACCGGUGAGCUCGAGGAGCUCAAAUCCCUGCUUGGCGAGAAGCGGUCAGCCCUUCGCGAUUUCCCGCCCCGGAGGAAUGAACUCGAUGAGGCCCCUUCUGAUGGUGCUGCCGGUGCUGGCGUGGGCUCCUCUCCGAUCGAGCACGCCGUGGUGGCUCUGACUAAGAUUGUCGGUGAGCUCUCUCGCGGGAAGCGCUCCCCCGACAAAACGAAUCUCGAGGCUGCCUUGGACAAAGCCGAAGGCUUCAGUACUGGUGCAGAGGGUGCCCUGAGCUCGUCUUCCGGGUCCCGCUCAAAGUCUACAGCCUAUCGUAUCUUGAAGGAGACUGUCAAGUCUGGCCCUGCACAAGUCUAUGGUGCCAUCGAACGGCUUCUCGAAGAAGAUUUGCUUCACCGGCAGCUCGGCGCUGGACUUGCCGACGCAAGGGCCUCCUCCAGGGGGUGGUUGGAACAUCGAUCGCACCUUUCGUUGUAUCCGACUACUGUGCGGCUCCUUUGGGCUGUCACGGGGAUAUGGGACUGCCUAAGGGCAGGCCGCCACGAGGAGGCACGCGCCAGAGCGGCGCUAACCGUCGCUGCCGCUGACCAACAAGCUCUGGACGGGGGGUCGUGGGUCCUUGCUGAGCAUUUUCUGCUUGAGCAGGGACCCCCCCUUUCUGCCUUUGCGAAUCGCAGGAAUACCCAGUACGAGUCGGUUGAUAGCUAUCACUCGCGAAUCUUUGAGCCCGUUGGGCAGAGCUAUGUCUUCACAGAGUUCGUGAGCUUGAGCAGAGAUCCGAAAGCUGACAAGCCCGAGCGUCCGGGUGGCAAGGGCGCAAAAGGUCGGCCCUUCUUUGAAGUACAGUCUGACACCCACGGCGCCGAAGAAUGCAUCGCCAUGGUUCUGGAUUUUCUUUCUUCUGAGCCCUGUCACAGGGUCACGCGGGGUCCUGGCACCUCUUUCCUUUGUGCCGCCUUCACCGGGAAGUUGGCGGAGGCUUCAGCCCGAGCCUGGGCUCGGAUAGCUCAGGCUGUGGACAUGUGGAACGCCCAGCCCCCAGUCACUGCAGGAGACAUGGGCAGGACAGCCGUCAAGGUUGAGAAGGUUGAGGCUCAGGUUCGCGCUUUAGUCGUCGUCGACCCCAACGCUCGCUGCUCAUCUCUCCCCGACCUCAACCUAGCAAAGGACGUCGAGGUUUCUCGGGUUAGCUUGCCUAAGAGCCGUCCCGCCUUCGACCCGGCUCCUUUCUUGGACAAGGAUCUUCGUUCGCUGUACCUCAGCCCAAGCCUCCACAGCAUACGCCUUGAAGAUGCUCCUGCCCCUCCACCUCGUGUCAACUUCAGGUGUCCCUCCAAAGCUGCUCGAAUGGAUUUGCUGUCUGCUUUGGAUGCAUCCGGCCGCCUCCGUCUUUUCAGAGGCGACUUACGCGACCAUCGCACUGCCUGUGGGCUGUUCGCAAUCCCUAAGAGUACAGAGGCCGACAGGCUCAUAGUUGAUGCCCGCCCUUCCAAUCUCGUCAUGGCUUCGGACAUGUCCUGGCUUGGCACCAUGGGGGCGGCCUCUGCUUUGCUUCGGUUUGAACUAGAGGACUCAGAGCAGCUCUACUUGUCAGGUGAGGAUAUCAGAGAUUGUUAUCACCAGUUCCUCGUCACGGAAGACCGCUCAGCCCACUACCGGCUCGUGGGUUUCUACCCACCUGCCUCUCUGCAGCACCUUUCUUGCUUCACCGCCGACCUCAUGCAGGCCCCUUGUGUUGUUGCAGCCCUGAACUGCAUGGCUAUGGGUGACGUCAAUGCAGUCUCGAUAGGACAAUCAAGUCAUAUCGGUCUCGUGCUUUCGACUGAGCUGGUCUCUUUUGAGCAGUUGGUGUGUUUGCGAAACCCCCCUCCUCGGCAACCCCUCGGGCUCGGUGUCAUUAUUGACGAUCUUAUUAUCAUUGAGAAGGCCGCCCGAGGACAAGACUUCGACCCACAGUCCUGCCACAGCCCCCGCAUCGUUGCACGGAUGCACGAGGUCUACUCGUCGGUUCGUCUGCCGCGCCACGACAAAAAGGGUUUCUUCAUGGAAAGUCGAGCUUCCUUCUGGGGGGCCGACGUGCUCGGGGACCUAGGGCUUGUGCGUCCGGCCUGGUCUCGCUUGUCCCCACUCGUGUCCCUGACCCUUGCGGUGAUGGAGCUCCCGGCGCUGUCGGUUUCUCUUCUUGAGGUAUUGGCCGGGUCGUGGGUUUCCGUGCUCUCUUUUCGGCGUCGGGCCCUCUGUUUGCUCGACCAGGUCUUUAUGCUUCAGCGAGGUCGCGGCCGCUUUGACUUGGUCGAGAACACCGUUGCCCUUCGAGUGGAGUUGUACUCUUUGUGCGCCCUUGCGCCCUUGAUCCGCACCGACCUUCGUGCGAAAUCAACUGGGCUUAUCGUUGCGUCUGAUGCCUCUGACGACUUAGGUGCCUACGUCACCUGCCGGGUUGCCCCCGGCCUCACCCGUGAGCUGCUGCGCCACGUGCCUACGAAGGGCCUCUGGGCGCGGCUUCUGUCUCCUUCAGAGAGUCUGCUGAAGCGUCGCGGUUUUCUGCCUCCUGAGAGUGAACUGCCGGGCCAGGUGUACCGCACGAGCCCGCUGUGGACUCAGCUUGCUCAGGCACUUGCUUUCCGACUCGGUGCCGUGUUUCGCAGGCGCCGCUCUGACCACAUAAACUUGAAGGAGAUGGACUCCUACUUGGCUGUUGAAGCAGCUCUUGGUUUUCGUGACUGGGAGUCCUCUCGCUCUCUGGCUUUGCUGGACUCCCAGGUUUGCCUUGGAUCUCUCCUCAAAGGGAGGUCUGCCUCUUUCUCCAUCAAUCGCCGCCUCCGAUCUGCACUCGGCGGCCUUCUUUUCUUCAAUCUGCAUCCCUCCUGUGCCUAUGUCGCAUCGGCCGACAAUCCUUCCGAUGAUCCCACUCGUCUCGCGCCGCUGCGGCUUCCUGCCAUCCCCGAGCCUACCUGGCUUAGGCUUGCGGAGCGUGGUGAUUUCUCUGCGUUAGAUUCUUUCCUUAAGGAGUGCAACUUGCAUCCCCUUCAGGUCCAAGGUUUCGACACCCUUGCCGAGAAAUUUGCCGCUCGCGACACUUCCCCUUGUGACUACAACGAGCCUUCUGCUAAGCCUGACCAACAGUCUGCUGCUUGCCUCCCCGGCUUCUCUUCCAGUGGAGCUGCUCAGACCGAAGCUCCCGGCGCUUCGGGCCCUGGAUUUGGGCCAAGCGUCGGCUCUUUCUUGCACAGCUGCUCUCGUCGCCAGUUUCUUUGGCCCGCAGGCCAGCGACCUUCCCAGCACUCUGGCCCGUCGACCCCUGGCUACUUGUGUCUUUACGCUGGAGCACGAGGUGUCGCGAAAGCUGCGGUGAAGGUCGGUUUCCCGUGGUCCCUCACCUUCGACUGGCUCCACGGUGCACAUCAAGACUUGCUGGAUCCUGGCCUGCAGGAGCGCGUGCUGGAAAGCCUUGCAGGGCACGCCUUCAGUGCCGUGGGCCUUUCUCCAGGGUGCCCCACUUUCAGUGCAGCUGUUCGUCCUCCCCUUCGAAGCCUGGACUACCCUGCCGGCCUGCCCGACCUCCCUGCAAGCUGCUCUUCCCGAGUCUGCCACGACAACAAGCACUGCUCGUUCGUCGUUCGUGUCGUUAGGGUUGCGGUUAGCUUAGGGGUCCCUUUCUGGCUGGAGAAUCCUGAAGGAAGCUGGUGUUGGAAGCAACCCGAGGUCGUCGAGUUGGUCGGGAGCUGCCAUGGCUUAGGUUUCUGGGUCUUCGACUGCUGCCGUUUCGGGUGCAAGUGGCGGCGCCGUACACGGGUUCUGACCUCUACAGCUCUAAAGGGCUCGAAGCUGCUGUGUUCAGGUUGUGCCGACCACCUCGUGCUUCGUGGACGUGUAGCUGGUACACUUCUCAACUGGACGAAGGCUGCCGAAAGUCUUCCUCAGCGAGCCUGCGAAGAGCUGGCAAGAGCUCUCUGGACAGAUGUUACCAGGCCCGGGGCUUCUGUUAGCAGCUGUGUACGCGACAACGCCGACCGCAUCGGCGAGGCAAAAGUGCCGGGUCCCCGCCAGCCUCUCCAAGCACGGACUGGGUCUCUUUUCGACGUCGAGCUCGUCGAUCAGAAGACGAUCUCGCUUAGGGCCUGUGGGAAGCUUUCGUAG
This is a messenger RNA of Symbiodinium necroappetens, 5865 nucleotides long. The record is from the annotation of a GenBank genome assembly. NCBI's taxonomy places the organism in Eukaryota, Dinophyceae, Suessiales, Symbiodiniaceae.